AGUCUGUAGUUUACAGGGCAUAAGCUCACCUCGAGUCCCUAAGGCCUAAAACAUUUAGAGACGACCUAAGUCCAACAAGUUACAGUAAACCUAUGAACUAUGAAGAUGCUCGGUCUCCACUCUUCAGUCAUCUCUGACAGAUUUCCAUGGGGUGCUUUUAAAGGGGUGUAAAACGAUACUAAAUAUAAAUAAAUAAAAUAUAUACUAAAAUAUGGAAAGGAGUUUAUAUUCUAGGUGGAUCUCAUGCCUUGCCAUUAUUUAUUUUCACAUCUCCAAAAUCCCAUCUCUCUCUCUAUCUCCUUCUUCCAAAAACAUCUUUAUAUCUCCCUGAAACAUUCAUCUUCUCCGCAACAAACAUCUAAUUCACCUAAAGCAAUUUGAGUAAGCCAGCCAUAUCUAUUCAACAUGAACAACUACCGCCACAGGGAAGAAAACUCACCAUUAUGUGAUUUUCAUCCAAAGCAAGCCAUUAUAGGAAUAUGUCCGCUUUGCUUGAAAGAGAGACUCGUCAUAUUAGCUUCAAAACAAGGAAGUCUUGAUAACUUCAUUCCUUAUUACAAAGAAUCAUCAUCAACUGUUCAUCAUGAAACCAGUACUGCCACUUCUAACAAUGUCCAUCACAGGAAUAAAUCUGUCCUUGCAUUAAAAAUAUUCGCUUUAAGGUCUUUCCUUCACCGGCAUCUCGAGUUCCGCAAGUCAUCGGACAAUUUCCAUGUUGUUGAUGCUGAUUGCCAAGGUUAUGAAUCAACCAGCCAAGAAGAUUCAUUCAUCUCAAUCAAGUUCCAAGACAAUGAAGUAGUAUCAUGGGAUAAGGGGACAAAGAAUGCAAAGGAAGAAAACCUUGAAAAAUUGUCUAUCAACUUAACCAACAAGGAGCAAACAAGAAUCAGUGCUAAGAACCAGGAUAUAAGAUUGCCAUCAACAACAACAACUACUAGCAGUAUCAACAAGAAUAAUAGUAGUAGUGUGGUAGAGCAUGUGAAGUCACAUGCGGUGCUUAAGUGGCGUAAACGUAUUGGCCAGUUAUUUCAGAUCAUGAGAUGGAAGAAAAGAUCAUCAACUAGUAGUAACAAAACUAAUGUCAACCAUGUGAUGAUCAACAAUAGUGGGGGUGCUAAGAUGAGGAAAGGAAAUUGGAUAAGAACCCUAACAAAGAGGAGAUAAAGAGAGCUAUAAUGACUUGUGAUGAAAAUAUUGGACCAUCUUUUGGCAAAGGGGGAAAACAAAAUGGGUGGCAUAAGAAGACGUUGUAAUACUUGUCUUUUUUCACACUUUUUUCUUCUUCUUUCUGUUAGCAUUUGUUUUUCUUCAAGCUUAGCCCCACUUUCCUUGUGGUGUGUGUGUUAGGGUUAGGUUCCACUUCCUUCCAAUGUCAUACUGUAAAGCUAUAUAACAUUAUUGAAAAAGAAGAAGGCAGCAAAGAGUCAAAAGAGAAAGGUCAUCUUUUUAUUUAUAAAUCUCUUUUGAUUAGUGUA
This is a messenger RNA of Papaver somniferum (opium poppy), 1475 nucleotides long. RefSeq lists its product as uncharacterized. The record is from RefSeq and is a predicted model, not a curated record. The transcript has 2 exons. Bases 406 to 1164 code for a protein of 252 amino acids. NCBI's taxonomy places the organism in Eukaryota, Viridiplantae, Streptophyta, Magnoliopsida, Ranunculales, Papaveraceae.